CCCGAACAAGAGGCAGAGCAGGACGCUGUGGUGCCGAGAUCAGACACCAACGAAGAAGAAGAAGAAGAAGAAGAAGAAGAAGAAGUUAUUAGUUUAUCAUUUCUGAGGAUUUUUGUGAUCGUCGUCGUUAACGCAGAUUUUUUUUUUGCGCUGUAAUUUUUUGUGCUUUUGAGAUAGUUUUGUGCGAUGGAGAGCGUGCGCGCCGCCGUCUACCUGUCCGUCUGUCUGUCCGUGCUGACAUCACUCUGUCAGGGUCAAAGGUCAGCCGACAACCAGCUGCCGUCUGCGCCCGACGAGGCGCUGCUGGGACUCACCGCCAAGGAGCUGGCUGAAGCUCUGCAGGGUUUCCUGGAUGAAGCCGACAGCAGCAGCGUGGCUCUCUCUGUGGAGAAGAAAGCCAGCGUCAUCCCCCGGUGUGACGUGGGCGAGCGCUGUGCGAUGAAACACGGACCUCGUAUCGGUCGGUUGUGUGACUGUCUGAGAGGAACGGCUUGCAACACCUUCUUCCUGCGCUGCUACUGAACACACACACACACACACACACACACACACCUGUCUCACCCGUCUCAACUGGCUGUCUCUCUGCAUGUUUCUGUCUUUGUUUUAGAGUUUCAGUGUCUGUCCCUCAGAUUCAUUUAUUUUUGUUA
Molecule: messenger RNA, 647 nt
Organism: Centropristis striata (black sea bass)
Lineage: Eukaryota; Metazoa; Chordata; Actinopteri; Perciformes; Serranidae
Gene: cart4
Product: cocaine- and amphetamine-regulated transcript 4
Exons: 3
Coding region: 187-522 (111 amino acids)
Biological process (GO): adult feeding behavior; positive regulation of MAPK cascade; cellular response to starvation
Molecular function (GO): neuropeptide hormone activity
Source: RefSeq, a predicted model, not a curated record